Messenger RNA from Fraxinus pennsylvanica, 465 nucleotides. Lineage: Eukaryota; Viridiplantae; Streptophyta; Magnoliopsida; Lamiales; Oleaceae. The record is from the annotation of a GenBank genome assembly.
AUGGCUUCUGGAGCAGAGAAACCAGCAGCAUUUGCUCUGUUAGUAUUCAAUUUCUUUCUCUAUUUCAUUAUCGUUGCAGCAUGGGCAGUAAAUCACGGAAUCGAGAAAUCGCACAAAACAGCUCGAAUUUUUCCAAUAUACUAUCGAUUUGGAAAUAUGGCUACUGGUUAUGUUGUAAUUAUGUCACUCUUAUCUGGGGUUGUGGGCUUCACCACCUCAGUUUCUGGAAUGGAUAAUUUGAUUCAAUGUGAUGGCCCAAACCUACAUGCAGCUGCUGCAUCUUCUUUGGUUACUUGGUUACUAACACUACAUGCAAUGGGGUUUGCCUGCCAAGAGAUUGAUAUAAGGUGGACUGAUUCAAACUUGGUCAGUGUGUUCAAUCACAUUGUUAAUAAACUUGAACUACUGGAGAUGGAAUACUUUUUAUAUAAAGAUUUUGUGUUGAGUACACCAUGUGACGACUAG